AUGUCUGGGGGGAACAGCUCCUCAGUGGACAGCUUGGCAGGGAACAGGUGCCUGGCAGGCAAUGAGGAGCAGUUUCAGCACUAUGGACAGUUCACUCCCAGCGUCUCCAUCCUGCUGGCUGUGCUGAUGAUUUGAUGGUGCUGGCCACGGUGCUGGGCAAUGCUCUGGUCAUCCUGGCUUUUGUGGUGGACAGAGGGCUCCGGACACAAGGCAAUUUCUUCUUUCUCAACUUGGCCAUUGCUGACUUCCUGGUGGGCGGGUUUUGCAUCCCUCUCUACAUCCCGUAUGUCCUGACCGGCCAAUGGAAGUUCGGCAAAGGUUUGUGCAAGCUGUGGCUGGUCAUGGAUUAUCUGCUGUGCACGGCGUCCGUUUUCAACAUUGUCCUCAUCAGCUACGACAGGUUCAUCUCUGUCACCAAAGCGGUAUCAUACAGAGCUCAGAAAGGUAUGACCAGAAAUGCCGUCCUUAAAAUGCUGUUCGUGUGGGUGGCAGCCUUUCUCCUCUAUGGUCCUGCCAUUAUCAGCUGGGAAUACAUCGCACGUGCCACCAUCUUACCAGAGGGUGAAUGUUACGUGGAGUUUUAUUACAACUGGUACUUUCUCAUGAUCGCCUCCACUGUGGAAUUUUUCACACCCUUUAUCAGCGUCACCUACUUCAACCUCAGCAUCUACAUUAACAUCAAGAAGAGGACCAGGAUGAGGAAUGAGGAGCUGGCCCAAGGCCAUGAGCACUGUGAGAUGAGUUUCCAGAGGAAGAGGAAGGAACACUUAAUAUUUUUUGUCAAGCCAGCUGAGAGGCCUCACACGGAAUGCAGAAAACAGGCCUCUUGCUUGACACCCACGGAGGUUUGCCCUGAAGAACCUAGACCUCAGAGGAUCAAAGGCCACACAUUGGACCUCAACAUAAGUCAGGACCUUCCACCACUGCAGGUUGAUGUCCAAACUAGAAAACACCAAGAUUGCUUUUACAAAGCGGUGGAGAACGCUUGCACUAACGUCAGAACGGACGUGGCUAGUAGCAUUGCCAACCGUUUUAGGCUUUCAAGAGACAAGAGGGUAGCCAAGUCGUUGGCCAUCAUUGUGUGCGUGUUUGGCCUUUGCUGGGCACCCUACACCCUCCUGAUGAUUAUCAGGGCCGCUUGCCAUGGGCGCUGUGUCCAACAUUAUCUUUAUGAGAUCUCAUUUUGGCUACUGUGGGUAAAUUCUGCCAUCAAUCCUGUACUGUACCCUCUCUGCCACAUGAGUUUCCGAAAAGCCUUCAUGAAACUACUGUGUCCGGGAAAAGUGAAAAUACAUCCCCAUAUUUUUAUGUAG
Molecule: messenger RNA, 1313 nt
Organism: Staurois parvus
Lineage: Eukaryota; Metazoa; Chordata; Amphibia; Anura; Ranidae
Source: the annotation of a GenBank genome assembly